AUGCGUUAUUCCGUACUCCUCGUCCUCGCAGCUGGCCUCCUCGCCGAAGCUGCAACCCUUGACAACUGCAGAGGUGGUCUCACCUACUGUGGCCAAGGUCUUCUCCGCAAAGGAAAUUACUACGCCGAUAUCAUCAACUCGCUAUCAGCUGCUGGCCAGUCAACAGAUCAAGAUCACGUCAACUUCUCUCUCUUUCUCUGCCGUGGCAAUGAUGAUGUUCCUUUCCAGAGAUUCUGUGGUGCCGGGCGAUGCGUCGAUGGGGGAGCUGGUCGCAGUGACUACUGUUCUUAG
Messenger RNA from Botrytis porri, 291 nucleotides. RefSeq lists its product as uncharacterized. The transcript has 2 exons. Lineage: Eukaryota; Fungi; Ascomycota; Leotiomycetes; Helotiales; Sclerotiniaceae. The record is from RefSeq and is a predicted model, not a curated record. The coding region runs from base 1 to 291 and encodes 96 amino acids.